GAAGGCUUUUAAAGCGACGUUAGUCGGCGAACAUUCCAGUGCAGUAUUUCGUAGUUCAUUCCGAGUAAUAGAAAAUGUCGUUGUUGUCCAAACCAAUUUACUCUCUUUUGGGUGUUUAUUUGGAGCAACUGUUUAACCAUCCGGUACGGACGAAAUCCGUAACUGCAUCUGCUUUGGCCGCUGGUGCAAAUUAUACAUCCCAGCGAAUUGCCGGAAAGGGCAAGGUAAAUCAGCAGAGUGUCUUGUCCUAUGCUUUAUUUGGUUUCAUUUUUGGCGGCAGUGUACCCCACUACUUUUACAAGACCAUCGAACGUCUAUUCCAUCAAGAUGUGAAAUUCAGACGAUUCUUUCAAUUCCUUUCGGAACGUUUAAUUUAUGCCCCCAUAUAUCAAGCUUUAUCUUUAUACUUCCUAUCAAGAUUUGAGAUGAAUUCGCACAAAGUAGCAAUGACCAAUUUAGAAAAACUUUAUUGGCCUUUGUUGAAAGCCAACUGGCGAUAUCUUUCAUUAGCUGUUUUCCUCAACAUGUACUACGUACCCCCAAUGUUCCGUACCGUGUUUAUGAGCUUGGUUUCAUUCGUUUGGGUAAUAUUCAUAGCCCAUCAACGCCGCCGUUUCCAAGAAAAACAAGAUGCUGCUAAAGCGAAAUGAAAUAAAUUUUUUUUGCUUACUUUAUAGUAUCCUAGUAUUGAGUUUGUUGCAUUUGGUUCAGGAAUUGUAAAUGGCUAGUAUAAAAUAAAUAUAGUGAGGAAUAUGGUUUGUAAAGAA
Messenger RNA from Stomoxys calcitrans (stable fly), 767 nucleotides. Its product is annotated as peroxisomal membrane protein 2. NCBI's taxonomy places the organism in Eukaryota, Metazoa, Arthropoda, Insecta, Diptera, Muscidae. Gene Ontology annotation, cellular component: cytoplasm; membrane. The transcript is spliced from 7 exons. The coding region runs from base 75 to 650 and encodes 191 amino acids. The record is from RefSeq and is a predicted model, not a curated record.